Molecule: messenger RNA, 2104 nt
Organism: Erythranthe guttata (spotted monkey flower)
Lineage: Eukaryota; Viridiplantae; Streptophyta; Magnoliopsida; Lamiales; Phrymaceae
Product: beta-amylase 2, chloroplastic
Biological process (GO): polysaccharide catabolic process
Molecular function (GO): beta-amylase activity
Source: RefSeq, a predicted model, not a curated record
CCGAACCCACCGUUCACGGAUUUCUUACCCGCCAUCUUCUCUCUCUCCACUCUCACACAGCGACAGUUUCUGCGUAUGUGCGAAGAACACAAAAAAUGGCGAUUAACGUUUCAUCGCCGGAGUUGCUCCGCAGAUUCACGACACUCAGCACUCGCAAUUAUGCUUCCCCCGCUUUUUCAGUGGCCGCGCCGCUCCUCUCCGUCAAUAGCAAUUGCCGGAGCAUACCCAAACUCUGUAAAUUGAGAGAAUCUGGUGUUCGAUCUCGUGCCAUUGUUGGAGAUACCGAAUUGAAAAUCGAGGAAGAGGACGCUUCGUUGCUUGGUGACGACAAUUCAGCUGAGGCGUCUUCCGUACAUAAACCGGUUGACGAAAUUAUUCAGAAGGUUCAGGAGCGAGAUUUUACGGGCACUCCUUAUGUUCCGAUUUAUGUGAUGCUCCCGUUAGGGAUCAUCAAUAUGGAUUGUCAGUUGGUUGAUCCCGAUGAAUUGAUAAAUCAUUUGAGGGUACUUAAGUCAAUUAACGUUGAUGGUGUCAUGGUGGAUUGUUGGUGGGGCAUAGUGGAAGCAAAUGCUCCUCAACAAUAUAACUGGAGUGGCUAUAGAAAGCUUUUCCAAAUUGUGCGAGACCUUAAUCUCAAGCUGCAGGUAGUUAUGUCUUUUCAUGAAUGUGGAGGCAAUGUCGGUGACGAUGUGCAUAUUCCCCUUCCAGAAUGGGUGAUAGAAAUUGGGGGUAAAAAUCCCGACAUCUUUUUCAUGGAUAGAGACAGAAGACAAAACCGUGAAUGUCUCACUUGGGGAAUUGACAAGGAACGAGUUUUGAGAGGUCGAACAGCUCUUGAGGUUUACUUUGAUUAUAUGAGAAGCUUCCGUGUAGAGUUUGAUGAGUUCUUUGAAGAUGGAGUCAUCACUGAGAUUGAAAUUGGACUUGGUCCAUGUGGGGAGUUACGUUAUCCAUCUUAUCCUGCCAAACAUGGCUGGAAAUAUCCUGGUAUCGGGGAAUUUCAGUGCUAUGACAAAUACUUGAUGAAAAGUUUGAAGAAAGCAUCAGAAGUGAGGGGCCACUCAUUUUGGGGUGAAGGGCCUGAAAAUGCAGGAACCUAUAAUUGCAAACCACAAGAAACCAAGUUCUUUUCCGAUGGAGGUGAUUACGAUAGCUAUUACGGCCGAUUCUUCUUGAACUGGUACUCUCAAGUCCUCAUUGACCACGGUGACCGUGUACUCACCUUUGCAAAUCUUGCCUUCGAAGGUACCCCCAUUGCUGCUAAGCUGUCGGGCAUUCAUUGGUGGUACAAGACAGCUAGCCACGCUGCAGAGUUAACCGCAGGGUUCUAUAAUCCAGCGAAUCGGGAUGGUUAUGCUCCAAUAGCAUCGGUAUUGAAAAAACACGAGACUGCUCUCAACUUCACAUGCGUUGAGUUGCGAACGAUGGACCAGCAUGAGGACUUUCCGGAAGCAUUAGCAGAUCCUGAAGGAUUGGUGUGGCAGGUGCUAAAUGCUGCAUGGGAUGUUGGAAUACCUGUGGCAAGUGAGAAUGCUCUUCCAUGCUAUGAUAGAGAAGGUUAUAAUAAAAUACUCGAAAAUGCCAAACCCUUUAAUGAUCCCGAUGGAAGACAUUUAUCGGCUUUUACCUAUCUCAGGCUAAGCCCAGACCUUAUAGAGGAACGCAAUUUUGUGGAGUUUGAACAAUUUGUAAAACGCAUGCAUGGGGACUCAGUACCGGACUUGGAGCAUUGCCUAGAAGAGGAGGCUCGAACUGUCGACGAAAAAACAUGAUUACGGACCAAAGAAGCCGGCUAAUGAUGUCAUUGGAUCCCAAUCUACAACGGACCAAUGGUAGUCGAUUGAUGUCGAAAAUAAAUGUUAGGGCCCGUUUGGAUUGGAUUUUAUAUCCAUUGGCGGCCAGAUCGAAUCUCUGUAUUGGAUUGAGAAGUAAGUCCGGGGGAUUUCAAAUCCUCUUCAAAAUUGAAUGGAUUUCGCCUACAUUUAAAAAAAAAAUCAGUAAAUUAUACUUGGAGAAUAAUUUAUUUAAAUUGCACAUAUUUUGUGAUGGUUAAUUUAUAUUGUAUGUAGCAACUAUUGGAUUUAGAGUUAAUCUUGUUCUACUA